This is a messenger RNA of Microplitis mediator, 885 nucleotides long. Its product is annotated as protein max-like. Gene Ontology annotation, biological process: positive regulation of transcription by RNA polymerase II. Gene Ontology annotation, cellular component: RNA polymerase II transcription regulator complex. Lineage: Eukaryota; Metazoa; Arthropoda; Insecta; Hymenoptera; Braconidae. The record is from RefSeq and is a predicted model, not a curated record. The transcript has 4 exons. Gene Ontology annotation, molecular function: DNA-binding transcription factor activity; protein dimerization activity. Bases 230 to 754 code for a protein of 174 amino acids.
GAGAUCACUAUAACGUACGAAAUUUCUUACCCUCAAACGUCGAGUGUCACUCUAGUUAUUGCAAUCCUGAGCUCUUACAUUUUGAACUUGUCGGAGAUUGAGUGUAGUAACAUUUAUUUGUAAAUCCUGAAAUAGUGAACAGAAGUUUUAAUAAAUCAAUCAAUAAAUAUAUAACUCAAUAAAUUCAUAAGCAAAUAAAUAAUUAAAAUUUAAAAUUAACUUGGUAACAAUGUCUUCAGAGAAUUUAUUUACCGAAGAUUAUUACGACAAUAAUGACAGUGACGACUGCGAACAAUAUGAUUACGAUGAGCAGGAAGACAAUAAAAGAACCCGAUUAAUGUCAGAGGAGGAGAGGCGCGCCCAUCACAAUGCAUUGGAAAGAAAACGUCGCGAUGGGAUAAAAGAAAAUUUUCUUGAGCUCAAAGAGACGGUGAAUUCGCUGAUGCCAGAAAACACAGCAUCGAGUAGAACGCAAAUUUUGAGAAAAUCCGCUGCGUUCAUCAGAAUGAUGGAGGACAAAAACGCUCGUCAUGAACAAGAUAUUAUUAUUCUAAAAAGACAAAAUGAGUUGUUACACCAACAAAUAUCUGCUAUUGAAAAUACUUUGACCCGUCUUGAAGCAGAUGUGGAUAUCGGAGAUGACUUGAUUCCGUCCCAUGAAAUAAAAAUUGAAAAUUCUUCUGAUUCCGAGUCCUCAGAGUCUUCAGAACCUUCGGGGUCUUCAGAGUCUUCAGAAUCAUCAGAAUCUGAAUAGUAAUAGGAAUAUAAAUUAUUGAAGAAUGCAAUUAUUUUUUUACAAUAUAAAUUUAAAAAAUAUUUUAUAACUACGAUUUAUUUAUAAUUAUAAUAAAAGUGUCCUUUUAAAAAAAUUAUCACUACCAUUUU